AUGGCAGCUUUCAGCCACAGAAUGGCUUUUCCACAUGGAUCAUCGUCGCCGUGCACAAGCAGAGACAUAAGCAUCUCGCAGAGCAGAGACUCGUCGUCCUCCGGGAUACCCCAGUUCAUAGUUCAGAUCGUGAACACCUGCACCAUGCCCCGCUGCUCGCCCUCGGGCAUUCACCUGCACUGCGGCUGGUUCGCCUCGGCCAGGGUGGUGAACCCGAGGAGCUUCAAGAGGCUCUCCUACGACGACUGCCUCGUGAACGGGGGCGAGGCCUUGAAGUCCAGCCAGGUCGUCCGCUUCACGUACUCCAACUCCUUCAUGUACCCUCUCGCCUUCAAGUAUGCCAAGUUUUGCUGA
Messenger RNA from Eucalyptus grandis, 354 nucleotides. Its product is annotated as TPD1 protein homolog 1. Gene Ontology annotation, biological process: cell fate determination. The record is from RefSeq and is a predicted model, not a curated record. Bases 1 to 354 code for a protein of 117 amino acids. The transcript is spliced from 2 exons. NCBI's taxonomy places the organism in Eukaryota, Viridiplantae, Streptophyta, Magnoliopsida, Myrtales, Myrtaceae.